This is a messenger RNA of Torulaspora delbrueckii, 4584 nucleotides long. RefSeq names its product GTPase-activating protein IML1 (gene IML1). The record is from RefSeq and is a predicted model, not a curated record. Lineage: Eukaryota; Fungi; Ascomycota; Saccharomycetes; Saccharomycetales; Saccharomycetaceae. Gene Ontology annotation, cellular component: GATOR1 complex. The coding region runs from base 1 to 4584 and encodes 1527 amino acids. Gene Ontology annotation, biological process: intracellular signal transduction; negative regulation of TORC1 signaling; positive regulation of autophagy. The transcript has a single exon. Gene Ontology annotation, molecular function: GTPase activator activity.
AUGUUCACUAGCCUCCGAGGCAAGAGUCAACGGCCUAUAUCGUCGAUACCAUCGGAAGCUCCAAGGGCCAAUAAUACUACAAAUGCAAACAGCAUAUCACUGAGUGCUGGUAACCUUAUAGUGGGGUCGUACCAGUCAUCUAGACCUUAUGGGCAGAGAAAUUUGGAAAUGAACAGGGCGACGGGCUCCCCUGCAGGCAAUAGAUCAUCCGGUAAUCAGACCUUGAUGAACACGUCGGCUACUUCCUCUACUCCAAUACCGGUGUCGACACCAAAUACCGGUGUGAAGAAGAAUAAGUCUCACCAACUGGAACUUGCUUAUCAUGAAUCGCGCUAUUCUAAUUAUUCAGUCAUGUUAAACCUGAGCGAGACUCCAGAGAUAGCUGAAGGUGAUAUAUGUGAAUUGAGAACGUACCACAAGGUACCGGGUCCCAGCGGUCGAAAAAUAUAUUUUAUUGCAAGAGAUUUUGAUGCUGAGUCGAAGAGGAGAACUAAGAGCUCUCAAGUCUCGGUUCUUUCGGGGCAACUUCAGUCACUUCUAGACUUACCUACAAGGUCGAAGGUUUGGGUACAGUUGAAAAAACGAGAAAGCUGCGAAGCUGACCUUGUUGAGUUGCACAUAAAGGACUGCUUGUUAAAUCGGGGUGAUAUGUGGUCCCUUUCGUCGCAGUCAGUUGGAAGUUGCGUCUUUUCAGGCCAAAAAUUAUCUUUCCUAGGGUCUAUAAGGGCUACGGUCAAGGGCAUCUAUAGAGACGGUAAGAAACGUUUAUCAGGAUACCUUGGUGAGAGUACUAGAAUAGUUUUCAGAUCUGAGAGUGCACGGUUGAUAUUCUUAAUCCAGAUUACUGAUGAGAUGUGGAAUUUUGAAGAGUCUGGUGAGCAACUGUUUCAAAAGAUGGUUAAUUCUCUUUUCCCCAAAAUUUUCAAAAGGUGGAAAGAAAUUGAUACACAUCACAGUAUAACCAUAGCAUUUGUAUGCUCUGUGGAUAUGUCGAAGGUGCCUUUUAGAGAUCUCAAGCCAGGAGAAAUCCUGAAAAAUAGUACUGACUACUUUAGAAUUGUUGUUGACCAGGUCCACGCUAUACACUGGGUCGAAAUUAUGGAGACGCUAAGAAAAGAAUUUAUGAAGCUAACGAAAGACAUUCUAAACAAGAAGACCGAAGAAGGACAUAGCGCCAUCAAGGGGCGGUUUUCUCCUGUAAUAAAGUCUAAUAUCCUAGAGUCGGUUAAUUUUGCGACGACAAUUCUAACAGACCCAUUCAAGCAACCUGACUUACGCCAUACGACAACACAUGUUAUGAUUAUUACCCCAGGGUCUGGACUCUACGAUGUUGAUUACGAUUUGCUUAAGUUAACUGGUAAAAAAUUGCUGUCAUUAGAAAUGACAAUGGAUCUAAUUUGCCUGUCACGAGCACCGUUACAUAUUGUUCCACUUUUCAGGUACCUGGAUUAUGAGAAUAAAAUGUACCACUGUAGCCCCACCUGGUUAAGUAUCUUCUUUUGGAAUGACACUUCUGAGGGUUGGUUCCCGAGAUGUAAAAUUUAUGACCUACAAAUGAUGGGUUUGACAGAAAAUGAUGUUAUGCAAGAUGUCUCCAUCGAGAGGUUACGGAAUGAGAAGCAAGUGCGUGCUAUUUCGCAGCUGAUGGAUGUUUACGAUGACUCUGUCUUCCGAUGCAAACCAGCGAAAGAAGAUACCACUGGUCAAAGUGUGAAGACAUCUACAGGAGCGAAGAAGCCACAAUCCAUAGACAAAUCCGCUCAAAACAAUAGCCCACUGGAAUGGAACGCACCAAGGUUUGCCGGAGCGGUAAUUGAGGAAGCUCAGAAAACAAAGGUUCUUGCAAGCAUGUACACUGUUAAUGAGGAUGGCGAGUUUGAUGCGGAUGGUGCUGGUGAUUCAUUGAGUCCUAUUGGUACCAGGGGCCAGACAGCAGUAGACACGUUGAAAGGUAUUACCAAGAAGAGUUCCGUGAAAGACUUGACCCACAAGAUUGUCGGUAAGUUAAUGCCAGGGUGGGAUCAAGAAGCAAAGAAGGGGAAAACUAAUAUAGAUGGAAUUAAUAUCGCCGGAGAGCGUCAGUUGACUCAUACUGGUCUCUCGAAUAGUAAACAACUCCCAGGUUCCGGAAGUAAUGUUGGAUCAUCGGAAAGUACUCCGAUAAUUAUGAAAACUCUUGACGCAUUAAGUCAACAUGAAAAGCAAAGAACUAUCUCACCAGUUCGAGAUAUUUCCAUGCGAGAAUCAGUCAGUACAGUCAAUUCCUCGAAAAAUGGUGAUUCUAGACAACACCACGGUAGAGGAAGGAGAGCUAACAACGGGGAAAAUAAGAAUAAGCUAGUUGACUCAAAUUGGAUGGAAGUUUCAAAUCCGUCUAUGCCGGUAAGCAGUGAACUUGCUGGGCAGAUGCUUCCAGUGCGCUGGAAAGAUGUAUUACCACGAUACGUUGCCAAAAAGUACAGCAAGUGGCGCUCGUUCACAACGCCAGCGGAGCUACCCAUAACCAUAUCUGACUUCCCAACGAAGGAAGACUUUGAAAACAAUUUCAUCUUCAGAAAUCACUCUGUUACAUUGAACGUUGAUCACGAAGCUCCCGACCGGACACACAGGCAUUUGCUGCGUGAUAUGAUUUACAUGCGUCUGUUAACUGGAUUUCAGAUAUGUGUCGGUAAGAAAGCUAAAAUGAUCGAACUGAGUAAGAGUCAAGAAAAUAAGGAAACCCCAAUUGCUAAGUACGUUGAUGGAGAUUGGGCAACUAUUAAGGUUUAUAUGAUGAUAGACUCUGAGAUUCAUAGGCUAUCCUGUGGAGUGGACGGAGUAAUUGAUGUCCAACGUUACCUCAGGAAAUACGAAGAGAAUCCAUACGAGCAGGUUCCAACGUAUAUACCGCUGGUUAAAACAAGGUACGAAUCUGAAUAUCGACCUGCGGAACUAGACCCGUUACAUGUUACUCGAGAAUCCUUUAACUGGAAUCAGAUUGACCAAGUACUUGCCGGUUAUGGGGAUUGUAGCUCGAAGAAGAAGAAGCCAUAUGGAUAUAGGUCAAAGAUGGUUGUUCUACCCGCUGAUGUACCUUCGAACACAUACUCAUCAGUUAUAAAUGGAAGAAAUGAAACUCUUACCCCUGAAGAAAUAAGAUUAGAAGGUUUGAGAAAGUUGAUCACAUCUAUCAAUAGGUCGAAGCGGCGAACAGUAAAGGAUAACUCAGCUAGGAACAACAAGAAAGAAGAAAUUCAACAAGAAAUCAUGUUUUACACAGGUUCGCUGUUCCAAUUCAUCCAUGAACAAAAGGAGUCCCUUGAAAAGUCGGCCAUUGAUUAUAAGGAUUCAAUUUUUGCAAGUGACAAGAUGCAACUGAAGAAGGAUGCUGAUAUGAAGAAAGUAGCAUAUGAAAUGCAACACGGGAAUAAUCCUUUAACUCUAGUUAAUCGUAAAUGGCAUUGGAAAAAGCAUCAAAACAGUUUUAUUGGGGCUGAAAUGGUUAAUUGGCUCAUAAGCAACUAUGGUGACAUCGACACUCGUGAAGAUGCCGUAGAAUAUGGACAAAACUUGAUGGAAGAGGGUUUGUUUGUUCAUGUAUUGAACAAGCAUAGUUUUUUGGACGGGCAUUACUUUUAUCAGCUUUCUCCACAAUAUGUGAUUGAUCAGAAAAGUUUGGAGAAGGUAAGUUCUGACGACAAAUCCAAUGCAGAUAGCAGGCGUGUAGCAAAAGGGGAUUCGAUCAGUGUUUCCUCUGGAAGCAAGGCAGCCGCUCCAUCAAUUGAGUUUAGUGUUAGCAACUCACAGAGGUCCAUACAAGACGAAUCGGGUAUUAAAAAUACUGACGAAAUUAGCGACAAACCCACUGUUGUUCUGAGCUCCUCGGUGGUGAUUGAUGUUGAUCUCGCGGGCAAGUCAUACAAAUCUGAGACUUGCACAGUUCAUUAUGAUAAAGUCCAUAAUCCUGACCAUUGUUUCCAUAUUCGAGUAGAAUGGCUGACCACAACACCCAAACUACUGGAUGACUUGGUCGGGAAUUGGUCCAGAUUAUGUGAAAGAUUUGGGCUCAAGCUAAUUGAAAUUCCAUGGACCGAGCUCUGCACAAUACCAUCAAUAAACCCAUUUCAUUCGUUUGUUGAUAUAAAGCUUGCAAUAAAUCCUUGGGAAGAUCCAGAAUUCAAAGACUUAGAAGUUCUUGCGACAAGCAAGUUCUACUAUCACAUGUUUCUGUUGAAGGCGUCAGGAUUUUUGCUGGAUAAUAGAGCCGCGACCUUCAUACAGGAAGGUGAAUGUGAAUUUGAUAUUGUCUACUCAUGGGGUAAGCCGGAGUUCAAGUACGCCCAGUAUAUUCACAAUACGGGUGCUUACAUUGCCGAAAUCAGGGAGAACGGUAAUUUAUUCCUAGCACCGAAUAACAUAUACCUAUCAAGGGUGAACAGAGGCAAUGUUGUGGGUAAAUCGCAGUCAUCUCCACAAUGGGCGCUGGAUGCCCAAAUGGUUAUGCUUGACUUCAGAGAGACAUGCACCAACUAUGAAAAGCUGAGAGAAGUUCUACUCGAGGGUAAAGAGAAAUGGAUCGAGGAACAAUUUUACGAUGAUUUUUAA